ACUACCAUUUUUCUCCUUCUUUGUUUACAUCGACAAAAUCAGAAAACAAAACCUAAAGCCCUUUCUGCCUCUGUUGAAGCAGCUGUCACCGAUCUCCGAUCGAUCUCUUCACAAACUGUAUUGAGUCUCUCCGGCCACCGUCGAUCACGAUCCUCCGAGUCAGGUCCAGCAGAUGGAUGCCACCAAGUACCAUACCGCCAGGCUCCAUACCUCCAGGAGCCACACGUUGUACAAGCGCUUUAUUUUUGCACGCAAAUAACUACAGCCAGCAAACUCUCGAUGCAUUGCUGAGUGCUCCUGAAAGAGAAUCUCAGCCACACCUCCACCCGAGAAAACUCAAUGGAGCUUUAUGGGACCAUGGAGGAACUGAUAAGACGUUCCUGAUGAGAGGACAGAUAUUUGGUGGCAAACUUUUGUGGUAAUUAAUGUUUCUAUACCCUAAGUCAACAAUAUUAUCCAACUAACUUACAAACUACUAAUUUCUCUUCUCCCUUUUUUUGCUGCUCCUACUCCUGCAGUAAGUGAUUUUCUCUAGCUACUCGAUUGCUUGUAAGUGAUUGGUAACUCUGCAGUAACUUUAAAUGUUGUUCACAAAUGCUCUCCUUUCAACUGGUGUUCUUAUCUGCAGUAAGUUAUAUAAUUUACUGGUGUUGUUAUCUGCGGUGGUACCAUCUCACAGUGGGAGGAUCUUCGAUACCGGGGGACAAAACUACAUACGUGAGCGAGGGGAGAGCUCAGCUGGUGCAGUGCAAAGAAUCUCUCUUGAACGCCAAAUGACUUCUGUACAAGAGCAGCUGGCCACUGUGGUUGAGUUUAUGAGGCAAUAUAUGCCUGAAGGUAACGCAAACACUUUCCCCUCUGCUCAGCCAACUUCUGCAACGGGUGCGUCGGUCACUGGCCCAACUCAAGGCAACAUCAGGGAGAACGGUGAAGAAAAUCCUGAACCUGCGACUGAACCUCCAGAAAUGGCUGAUGUCCAUCGAAGUCAUCCCACUAAUGUCCCUGAUGAGUCUCAUGAGCAAGAAGAAGAUGAAGAUGUUGUUCUCCCACCUUUCUUUACUCAAUCUACCUAUUUAGAACUCUUUCUUUUCUCUACCGGCUUAAAAAACUGUUUUAUUUUCUUCAUGUUUAAAACUCUGUUUUAUUUUCUGUAAUUGGAGCUUUUGAAAUUUUGUUUUGCAAUGAUAUUUGCAGGUUAAUUGUGAUUUCAGUAGCUUUUUAUAAAUUUUGA
Camelina sativa (false flax) is the source of this 1231-nucleotide messenger RNA. The record is from RefSeq and is a predicted model, not a curated record. NCBI's taxonomy places the organism in Eukaryota, Viridiplantae, Streptophyta, Magnoliopsida, Brassicales, Brassicaceae.